Messenger RNA from Closterium sp. Yama58-4, 2664 nucleotides. Lineage: Eukaryota; Viridiplantae; Streptophyta; Zygnematophyceae; Desmidiales; Closteriaceae. The record is from the annotation of a GenBank genome assembly.
AUGUGUUACUCUACGCCGUCAUCAUAUAGUCACCCAGCCAUGGGGGACGAAACGGUGUCCAGGCUGUUCCGCGUGAGACGGACAAUCUUUGAGAUGCUACACGAUCGCGGGUACCUUGUAGCUGAUCGCGAGCUUCGAGCGACCAAGGAUGACUUCAGAGACCAAUUCGGGGACGACCCUCAACGAGACGAUCUGACGCUACUGAAGCAGAAGAGAGACAACCCUAGCGACGAGAUUUACGUGUUCUUCCCGGUGGAGACGAAGGUGGGCAUCAAGACGCUCAAGGGGUACUACGAGAAGAUGAAGGGGUCGGGCGUGUCACGAGCCGUCAUGGUGGUACAGCAGAACCUCACGCCCUUCUCCAAGAAGAUCCUCGCUGACAUGGCACCCAAGUACAUCAUUGAGGUCUUCCAGGAGGGCGAGCUUUUAGUGAAUGUGACAAAGCACGAGCUAGUACCGCAGCACGUGGUGUUGACAGACGAGGAGAAGCACAUUCUGCUGGAGAGAUACACAGUCAAGGAGCACCAGCUGCCCCGUAUGCAGAGGAGUGACCCAGUGGCUCGCCGACGCGCUGCGCGAGUGGGGAGCGACACAAUGCCGGCCUCAGCGCCCUACUCACCCCCGCCGGUCGCCUCCUCGCCACUCCCUAAGCGAGCAACAGACACCUUUGAGCCGCUCAAGGCACCCAGGGGGGGCUCAGCAUGGGGCACCCUUCUAGCAGCACUCGCGGUGGUGGUGCUGCUGGCCUGCGCGCCCCUCUCUUGGCGCCUCAGCACCAAGCCCUGGCGCCCGCACCUCUUCCCGCCUGUCUGCCGCCCGCCCACGCACGUGCACGCGCAGGCGGAUCAACUGCCCCGCCUGUUCAUGUUCAUUGGGACUGAAGGGAGCGGGCACGACCUCUUUGAGUACAUUUUCAGCUACCUGCCAGUGAACAUCAGCAUAGACCGCUUCAACCCCGACCUGCACCUCACAUCAUCGCCAGGGCAGAAGGUGGCCUCGGCACUGGACCCCACGGGCGCCACUGUUGACUGCCCCAAGCUGCCCUAUUCGCGCCAUGUGUAUGACUUUGGUGUCCGCAUGUCCACUGCGCUCAAGUCCAAGCUCCAGGACACAAACUACUACCUGCGCGCCAGGGACCCCUUCCCCAUGGGUCGCAUUCGCACGCCACUGGCCCGCCCUGACCUCAUCUCCCUCGCGACAUUCCAUGGCAUUCUGUACAACCUCAAGCUCAUGGUGCUAGUGCGCAACCUAACAGACACCGUCCUCUGGUCCGUGCUGCGCCGCUUCCACAACGACGAUGUGGGGCUGCAGGCGAGGCUGAUAGAGGACAGCAUGGUCUACGUUGAUGCCUCCUUCAGGACACUUCCUUGCGGCACGUUCAGCCUCAUUGACGUGGAUGCGCUGGUCAAAAGACCCAAGACCGCCUCCACUGCUCUGGCUCAGUUCCUGGGCCUACCCGGAGUGGCCAAGGAGGAGGUGUUCAGUGCGAUACAGCGCGGUAAGGAGAAGUGGGAGCCGACGCUCACAGUGCAGAGCGGCCUGGGUGCAACAGCAGACGGGGAUGAAGCAGCAGAGGUCACAUUCGACGGGCAAGCACUUGAAGUCUUUUUUCAGCAGCGCGUGGGGCUGUGGCCGCUGCUGGACGCAGCUAAGGGAAAGCCAGUCUUUGUGCCACUCGUCUGCUUCAGUUUUCUCCGAAAUUUUCUUAGUGACGACGCCGUUCAACUGAUGGUGUUGUCUCGAAGGCGUCGCUUCGCCGCGAAUGGCGCCGGACUUGCUGCAGAGGGCCCACUGGGGAUCCCCGUCGGCGUGCUGAUAGGAUUUGUCGCACUCGUCGCAUGCAUAAUCGCCACGGGGUACUAUGCGACGUCGCGUGCGAAUCAGGAGGCCAGCGAGGCGAAGGCGAAGCUCGCAGAGAUGGAGAAGCGAUGGGCGGAACGAGGGGGGUUGUCGCAGGCGCAGGGAGGGGAGGCGGAACCUCCUCCAGGGCGGUUAGGAACCAUGCAGGCAGGAGGGAUGAGCCAGAUGAAGAUGGAUGCAGGUAGCUUCUCGCGCUGCCUUCAUCAAUUCACGGAGCUGUGCACCCUCGAAUUCACGGAGCUGUGCACCCUCGAAUUCACGGAGCUGUGCACCCUCGAAUUUCCUCGCCUCCCUCUAAACAUGGGCAUGGGGAUGGUAGUGGAGGUCAUGAUGAUAAAGAUGAUGCUGAUGCUCAUAAGCAUGACCAUGAGCACGACCAUGAGCAUGAGCAUGAGCAUGAGCAUGAGCAUGAGGAUCAGGAGGAUUUACCAUGACCAUGACCAUGACCAUGACCACGAUGAUGAAGAUGCAGACCGUGAUGACCAUGAGGGCACGGAUGAGGGCAAGCAUGACAACGACCAUGAUGGGCAUAGCGACAAUCAUGGUGAUGAUCAUAGUGAUGAGCAUAGUGACAAUUCCAAGAGGAAGUUUUCCAAGCAUGGUGAAGAGGAUGAUGAGAAAGAUGAGAAGGACAAUGAGGAUAAGGAGGAUGAGCAUGGCAAGGACAAGCAUGGUGAUAGUGAGGAGGAUGAUGAGGAUGAUAAGCAUGAUAAGCACGAUAAGGAUGAGAAGGAUGAUGACGAAGAAGAGAAGGAUGAUAAUGCUGAGCAUGAGAAGGGUGUGGAGGCUGGUAUGGGGGACUAG